Molecule: messenger RNA, 492 nt
Organism: Danio aesculapii
Lineage: Eukaryota; Metazoa; Chordata; Actinopteri; Cypriniformes; Danionidae
Product: L-rhamnose-binding lectin CSL3-like
Exons: 7
Coding region: 1-492 (163 amino acids)
Molecular function (GO): carbohydrate binding
Source: RefSeq, a predicted model, not a curated record
AUGGCUUUUUGCUGUUCAUCAAAACCACAAGUAAAGGCUGCAUGGAAUGUUGAGGACGACAGCAGAAUCUUGUUUUCUCUCAGUUUAUUUCUCACCUUAAUUCUUCUGAACUCCAGCCUGCUGAUAUCAGCAAAUGGUGGCCAUGGUCAUGGUGGUCAUGAUGAUGAUGAUUACUGCAGGAGGACUUCUAGAACUGUAACUGCGUGUGAGGGACUUGAUCUGGUGUUGUCUUGUCCUAGAUUUAGUAAGAUCCACAUACUUGCUGCAAACUAUGGACGUACAGAUAGAAGAACCUGCGUUGACCAUCGUCCACGAGGUGAAAUCCGAAACACCAACUGCAUUUCACGCAACUCCCUGUACAUUGUGUCCAGAAGCUGUGACGGACGUGGGAGCUGCACCAUAUCAGCCACCAACAGUGUAUUCUCUGAUCCGUGUGUCGGCACUUACAAGUUUCUGAGAGUCAAAUACUGCUGCAAGCGUCGCAGGGGCUGA